This is a messenger RNA of Loa loa (African eye worm), 1554 nucleotides long. RefSeq lists its product as hypothetical. The transcript is spliced from 8 exons. The coding region runs from base 384 to 1379 and encodes 331 amino acids. NCBI's taxonomy places the organism in Eukaryota, Metazoa, Nematoda, Chromadorea, Rhabditida, Onchocercidae. Gene Ontology annotation, molecular function: galactoside binding; carbohydrate binding. The record is from RefSeq and is a predicted model, not a curated record.
UUGCUUUCUAGAACAACUGAUAUUAUAUUAUUUGUUGCAUGUAUUAUACGCCUUCAAUAUCCACUACAAAUAAUCUUUCGAACUACAAAUAUUAUCCAAUCUUCAGAAUUUAGUGGUGCAAUGCUCAGAAGAAGAAGGCACAACUAACAGUUCAAAGAUACAUACCACCCUUUGAUAUCCCAACAAUUCAAUCCAAAUGGAAUUAAACUUUCUGCUGCGUUAAAAAUCACAGAACACUUUGACGGUCCGUUAAACCUGACAACUCCCGAGAGUGCUGAAUAGUUGUACAUGGUUUGUUAUGAGUGCUGUUUUUAUUAUCAGAGUUGGUGGUUGGAUUUUGUUGCCAGUCAAUAAGGUUCAGAAUCAGCAAGAUACCUUACAAGAUGGCAUCGUCAACACGACUGAAAUCAACCGUUGUCGUGGCUGAUCCGGUGAUACCAUAUAUGGAGGUGAUUCCGGAUGGGUUGUAUCCAAGUCGAAGUAUUGUUAUCAGGGGAGCCGUUCUGCGUGAUUCACACGAGAAACGUUUCGUCGUAGAAUUUUGUUGUGGUUUGCUCAUUCAAGGUGAUCAUCAGGAUGACAAAGCUUUGCAUUUCAAUCCCCGAUUCGAUACCGGUAGCUCAUGGUUUCGUCCUCCACCUGAUCGACAAAUUGUAUUAAAUUCGUUGAUUGGCAACCGGUGGGGUAUGGAGGAGCGUUAUGCAAAUGUUUUCAGAGAAGGAAAUGAAUUUUCAAUGCGCAUCUUGGUGCUCGCUAAUUAUUUCAGCAUUGCUGUCGAUGGUCGUCAUUUAUGUGACUAUUUACAUCGAAUACCGAUUACUAAUAUUAGGACAAUAUAUAUUGGAGGCAAUGUCCGAAUCAGUACCAUUGAAUAUGAGGGCAUCAAUAAUAGUACAACUCCCAAGGAAAUGGCAAUAAUUGACGAAGUUGGCAAACUUACGGUCAGCGAUAUCAUCCGCAAGCCUAAAAUUCCUUUCGAAAUGCGUUUGGAGGAGGGAUUAUCACCCGGAAAAAAGGUAUUAGUUACCGGUACUCCGCUAAUGAAUGCUGAGUGCUUCACCAUCAACUUUUUGACACCGAUGGAACAUUUCUUCCAUUUCCGAGCAAAUUUUUCAUUGGGAAACGAAAAGGAAGCAGUGGUGCGAAAUAGUACAGAGUUCGGAGAAUGGCAAAAAGAAGAACGUGAAAUGUGCUUCUUCCCUUUUCGACGGGGAAUUACCUUCGAUAUCAUGUUUUCUUUUGAGAAAGAGCACAUUUCUAUUGAAAUCAACAACAAUCAUUUCGGUAAUUUUAAUUAUCGAAGAUUUUCCAAACUGACUCACGUCGAAAGUAUCAAUGUGAAAGGUGAUUUAAGCCUGCAGAAAAUUGAGUUCCGAUGAUUAUAACUUCAACACAUAUCAUUAGUUGUUUAUAGAUUGUCUGAACUGGACAUAAUUUCUUUUGAAGUAGACUCCCGUUUUGGAUUGUUUGAAAUCUUGGAGAUAACUUUAAGGUCAUAUAAGCAUUUUGACGAGUUAUUAUUCAUGAGCUUGUAAAGUUAUUUUCAUUGCUGUC